UUUAAUCGACAAAAAUCAGUUUUUACAAUCUAGGGUUCCGUUUUAUUUUCUAUCUCUUCUCUUGGAAAACUUCAUCGAGUUUCUUUAGGGUUCAUAAUCGUGUUAACAAGUGGUCAAGCUCUCAAUUUCAAAUCCUAAGAAGGAAGGAGGAGAGCUGUUGGUGGUUUUUGGUGUGGCGAUUCAGAUUGACGGUGGUGUUGGUGUGGUGGUUUUUGAUAUUGGGGGGAUUUCGUUAUUCGAAAUAUUUCAAAUAUGAGUUCUGGUGGUAGCAGGAGUCCUCCUCACAGAUCAAGGCCAGUUAUGCGUUCCAGGGACAGGGAGCGUGCAUCUUAUCGUGAUGCACCAUACCGAAGGGAUCAUCGAAGUAGUUUCAGCAGGCCUGAUUCACUGUGCAAGAACUGCAAGCGGCCCGGUCAUUAUGCCAGAGAAUGCCCAAAUAUUGGUGUAUGCAACAAUUGUGGGCUUCCAGGGCAUAUUGCGGCAGAGUGCAACUCUAAAACUAUGUGCUGGAACUGCAAGGAACAUGGCCAUCUUGCGAGCGAGUGCAGCAAUGAUCCCAUCUGCCAUUUGUGCAACAAGGUGGGGCACCUAGCGCGGGAAUGUUCAGCUUCAGGGGCAGCUCUUCACGAUCAAAGGCUUUGCAACAACUGCUUCAAACCAGGUCACUUUGCUGCUGAAUGCAACAACGAUAAGGCAUGCAACAACUGUCGCAAGCCCGGUCACCUUGCUCGUGAUUGCUCCAAUGACCCUGUUUGCAACGUGUGCAGCGUGUCAGGCCACUUGGCUCGGCAGUGCCCCAAGUCAAAUAUGCCAUUAGAAAGAGAAAGAGUUGGAGGCCCUUUCCGUGAUAUCAUAUGCCGUACCUGCAACCAUCCAGGGCACAUCAGUCGUGACUGUGUAUCCAUUGGGAUCUGUAGUAACUGUGGUGGCCGGGGUCAUCAUGCCUUCCAGUGCCCCUCAGGUCGUAUGGUUGAUCGUGGUUUCCGCAGGUAUUAAGAAGUAUUAUUGGGUUUGCUUAUAUCCAGAAGGUGAAGAUUCAAGGACUUCAAUAAGGAACUCGUAUUUUUCUGUUUGUGUAAUAGUACCAUAUAAAUAUAACUUGAGAUCGAAACGUUAGUUUCGUAACUUUUAUUUUCUUCGCGAAGAAAAUGAGUAUUAAUAUGUGAUGACUGAUCAGGCAAUUGGAAAGCUUGAGAUUAAACUGAUAGUUUCUUGAAUGAAGUUCGAAAUUUUCCAUCUAA
Messenger RNA from Papaver somniferum (opium poppy), 1241 nucleotides. Its product is annotated as zinc finger protein GIS2-like. Lineage: Eukaryota; Viridiplantae; Streptophyta; Magnoliopsida; Ranunculales; Papaveraceae. The record is from RefSeq and is a predicted model, not a curated record. Gene Ontology annotation, molecular function: zinc ion binding; nucleic acid binding. The coding region runs from base 253 to 996 and encodes 247 amino acids. The transcript is spliced from 4 exons.